This is a messenger RNA of Pelagomonas calceolata, 1213 nucleotides long. The record is from the annotation of a GenBank genome assembly. NCBI's taxonomy places the organism in Eukaryota, Pelagophyceae, Pelagomonadales, Pelagomonadaceae.
CGUGGUGUUUCGCACAUGCGUCGUAUUCUAGCCGUUUCAAGUCUUGUCCGCUUCGCUUCUUCACUGACAAUGCCCUCUAGCGUCGUGUACCCCGGAUUCGAGUCCGCUCUCACGACUGAAGCAAAGGCAAAGACUUUUGCAGUCACAGGUGUCAACCAGUGUGUAUAGAGGCUUAGACUUGAUCAAUACGCCACGCCGCGCAGGCUGCACGAGCGGCACCGGCCUCGUCGCGGCCAAAUGCUUCGCGAAGAAGGGCGCGUCUCACGUCUUUCUGCUCAACCGGCCGUCGCCGCGGGCCGAAUCGGCCCUCACCGAUGUCAAAGCGGUGGCUGCCGAGGGCUGUAUCGUCACGCACGUCGACUACGACGCCAUGAGUUUCGCGUCAGUGAGGGCGGCCGCCAAGACGGUCCUCGCGGCGACGCCUGAACUCGAUGUGCUCGCAAACAACGCGGGCGUCAUGGCGCUCCAAGAUAAAGCCACGACGGACGGCUACGACCUGCAGAUGCAGACGAACCACCUGUCGCACUUCCUCCUCGCGAAGGAGCUCUACCCGGCGGUGAAGGCGGCGGCGGCCGCUCGCGGCGAGGCGCGCAUCGUGCACCACUCCUCGAUCUCGCGCAACUGGCCGGCGGACCUCCCCUUAACUGCCGACAUCGCGGCCCAGUAUCUGGGCAAGAACGGCGGAAACCUGGGAGGCGACGACCCGGCCAUGGGCGGCCCGCGCUGGGUGCGCUACCACUACUCGAAGCUUGCGAACGUGUGCUUCUCGCUGGCGCUCGCCGACAAACUGCCCGCCGGCAUCAAGGCGCUCUGCGCGGCCCCGGGCGUCGCGGCGACGAACCUCCAGGUGACGUCAGAGGCCUCGGGCCAGACCGGCGCCAUGAACUUCCAGAAGGACGCCCAGACCCCCGAGGACGGCGCCGUCCCGCUCCUCACGUGCUGCCUCGCGGCCGACGUCCAGUCGGGAGAAUUUUACGAGCCCGAGCACACGACCCGCGGGCCCGCGAAGCUCACGCAGCUCGAGCCCAUCUCCCUCGAGGCCGACCGCGAUGCCCUCUGGUCCGCCUCGGAGGCCGCCAUCGGCGAGAAGUGGGGGCUCUAGAUGCGCCGCGACCGUCCGAAUCUCCGGUUCUCGGUCAAGAUUCCCUCCCCCCUCCCACCCCGUAACGAGAUACUUCUUACAACGGGGGGCGGGGGGACAACAGGGAUCAUA